AUGUCAACAAGGGAAAUCGAGAAAUUCCAGGAUGACUUCAAAUUUUUGUUCAAUUUUGAACAAGCCGAGAGCAUUCUUGCAUCUUUCCAGUCUUUGGAAAAGUAAUUUCUAUUUAGGGACUAUAAGUCAUUCCAAAGCGGAUUGGACUAUUCUAGCACAUUGGUCGGGCAUGUCCCAAAUGAAGAGUUGGAUCAUAUUUGGAACGUCUAUUUACCUAAAGAGCGUGUCUUUAGUUAA
This is a messenger RNA of Blepharisma stoltei, 237 nucleotides long. NCBI's taxonomy places the organism in Eukaryota, Ciliophora, Heterotrichea, Heterotrichida, Blepharismidae. The record is from the annotation of a GenBank genome assembly.